This is a messenger RNA of Spirometra erinaceieuropaei, 419 nucleotides long. NCBI's taxonomy places the organism in Eukaryota, Metazoa, Platyhelminthes, Cestoda, Diphyllobothriidea, Diphyllobothriidae. The record is from the annotation of a GenBank genome assembly.
AUGCUAUACACGGUGGCGCCCCUAGCCAGCGACUACUCCAGCCAGACAGCAAACUGUCCCGUCUCCCCCAGCUGCACAGGAAGGCAUUACACACUGCUUCAUUAUGACGAGAACUCAUCAGAUCCUGACCGAGAGGUAGUGGGGCAUAUGACUCAGUGCUGGUCGACUGGUCUGAUGAAUUUUGUUGUAUACAAAACUUCUUAAUUAGGGUGCAUAUUGCGAAUGACUCCUUUGAAUUAUUGAAUGAUUCCCUUAAUUUGUCUGUGUUGCAGAUCCAGAAUGCUAUUCGGUCGUUCAUGCAAGUCGUGCUCAAACUUCCCGCACAGAUAAUGCCAUAUGAGCGUCCAAUCGUGGACGUGAAGCCGGUAGAGGAAACUUGCGAAACCUACCUUCGUUCUGAAUUCAUGCUGGUUUGUUGA